This is a messenger RNA of Lolium perenne, 1056 nucleotides long. RefSeq lists its product as uncharacterized. The record is from RefSeq and is a predicted model, not a curated record. NCBI's taxonomy places the organism in Eukaryota, Viridiplantae, Streptophyta, Magnoliopsida, Poales, Poaceae.
GGUUAUACACCUGACACCAACACUUCUUAAGAUGUCUGGAUUUUACAUGCUGACGGAGUUCCAUAGGUAUGGUUGCCUAGGGAAGAAGGGUUACAUUGCUGUGACUAGGAUGUUGGCAGAUGGGGAGAAUACAUGGAAUAGUGAGGGAGACCUGACGAGGUGGAGGCAUCCGAUGCCUCUCGAAUGGGCAGAGGAAGUGAUGGGUGGCUGUGAUUGUCUUGAAGACAGAAGGAUGAGGGACAUGUUUGUUGGGGCAGCUAUAAGAUAUAACGUCGAGACGUGCCAAAUGGUUUGGGUACCCAUGAUGACAAGCAGCGGGUUCAUGGUCCUGUACGGGUUUGACUUCGAGUGUGAGACCCUGCAUGUGUUUGAUCCGAAGAGGUGCACAGGUGGGAGGGAGCUUCUUGAAUCCAUCCACUUUGAUAUAUGUGACAAGUUGCUUCAGGGCAUGGCUGAUUGCAUAGAAUCUUGCUUCGAUGGUUGGGAAGUGGAUCAAUCGAAGUGGAAGUUUGUUUGCCAUGAAUAUCUAAACGAGCCCAUCGCAAGUGCCGAUGCAGUGUUGUAUGUGAUACACUACAUGAUGUACUUCGAUGGUGUGUGCGUUCGAAGGCCACUGCGGAAUGCUGACCUGUAUGGCAUGAAGCUGCGGUUGGCUAACAUGGUGCUGAACAUGCCUGGCAAUGUUGGGCACCCUCCUGAGAAUGUGAAAAAUCCAGAGGUCGAGGAUACGGCGACUAUGAGCUCGGGUGCAGAGCCGUUUGCAGCUUGAAGAAACUGAACUCCAGUAGUCAUGUUGCUUGAACUAGCAGCUGGUUUGCUAUAUUUGAGUUCCAUAAAUAAUCGCACUCUCUGUUCUACCAGUAUGUCUGUAAUAUGACCUAUAAUUUGGUUGUGACAAUAUCUAUCGACUUAUAUUAUGUGAUGGUGGUGUCUGUUGGUUGUUUGCCGAGACGGUCUAAAUGUUUCUUUUUUCAAGUAGCUUACUUUGCAAAUGCAGUUUGGACUAUGUGGCAUGUUGUAAUGCAAGGUUUGCGGAAAAGAUGCACCUGCACGGUG